Molecule: messenger RNA, 4898 nt
Organism: Paramecium sonneborni
Lineage: Eukaryota; Ciliophora; Oligohymenophorea; Peniculida; Parameciidae
Source: the annotation of a GenBank genome assembly
AUGAGAUCUAAAUUGUUCAAGUAAAUUUUUUUGUAUAUUUAGUGCAAUUUAUUAAGUUUUAUAAUUUGAUAACCAAUCUAUUUAUGUUACCAUUACUCUCUCUUUAAUACAAAUGUUUCAGUUAAUUUAUUUAGCUUUCGCUUUGAAAACCUCAUAUUUAUGGAAAAAUUCUUAUUUAACAUAAAUAAUAACUUAAUUUUUAAGGUAAAUGAAUAAAAGUGAUCAAAUAGUUAUUUUACAAUUUUGUUGCAUAUUGUCAAUACUGAUUUUUCAAUAUUUUUAGCGUUUUUGUAUUUUUUUUUUUCUAUAGUGCUAUUAACUAUUAUGCUUUUAUUUUUGGUGGGUAUAUUAGACAAGGAUGCUCCAAUAAUUUUAAUUAAAGUGCUUUGUUAUUUAUUGAAAUUUUUGUUGACCAUAGGUUAUUUUCCUCUAAUGCAAAUAUUUUUUGGAGUAAGUAUUUUUUGGAAUAUUAUAGUAUUUAGCUUGUUAUGAGAAAGAUGGAAUUUAAGUAAUGGUAUAUUUGGAUUCCCAAGUUUGUUGGACUUUUGAAUAUAGUAUUCAUGCUAUUUUUGCUAUACUUAGUUUAAUAUUAAGUUAAGGUUUAAUUAGUAUUGUUUCAUUGAUAUGUUAUUAAUCAAAAAAAACUUAACUAAAUACUUUUUCUCAAAGAACAGGAAGGCCUUACUCUUUUUAUCACUAUUGUAUUCUAAUAAAUAUAAUGACAUAUUAAUUAUUAGAAACUCCAUAAUAUGUCUCAGUUAUUUUAAUAGUUUUUUUAGUGAAUAGUUAUUUGCUAUUCUAUUUAGUAAAGUCAACGUAACCAUUUCAUAAUAAAAAUAUUUAAACAUUAUGGGUAAUAAUAACUGCUCUGAAUUUUUGGACUUCAUUAAUGCUUACUUUUGCUGCUAUUUUAGAAGGUUAUUAUUUUAGAAAGUCUUUAUAUGCAUGGUUAAUUGGUAUUCCAUUUCUUACAAUAAUUAUAAUAAGAGAACCAUCUGAAUAAGUUGAUUUAUUUGCUGCUAAUAUUCAUCCUCAUGAAAGUGGUGAUCACAUUAUAUAAUUAUGUGAAUAUUUAUUAAAUAUGAUAUAGAAUGCACAUAAUGAUCAAUAUAUAUAAUUAGAAUUAGAUGCUUAUAUUGAAGUACAUAAACAUGCUUGUCCAAGACAAGAUUGUGUUCUUAAAGCUCGUAAAUAAACUGAAAAAAAGAAAUCUACUAGAUAAGGCAAUUAAAUUUUAUUGGAUGUAAUUAAUUAAAUAUUUUUUUAUGGAAUAAAAUCUUUUCCUACUGAUAUUCAUUUAAGACUUCAUUAUGCUUACUUUUUAAUAGAUUAUUUAAAAUUAAAAUAACUAGCUUUGACUGAAUUAUAAUAAGCAGAAUAAACUAAUGUUAGCUUUGAUUUUUCUUUUAUUAUUUUUAGAUUUAAAAAGAUUAUUGAAGAAGAAUUAUAAUAAUAAUAAUAAGAAAGUUCUAUUCAUUUAGAUGUAUCAAAUGAAAUGACAUUUUUAACUUAAAGCAAAUAACUAAUGAAUAUGGUAGAAAGAACUGCAUUAUUGUUUAUUGAUUUUUGGUCUUAAUUAUAAGAGGAAAUGCCAGAUACUGGAAAAUUAUUAUAUUUGGGUAUUAAGAUUCAAUAGUUUUCUUAAAUAGUAGAAGAUUAAUGGAAGAGGAUUAAAAAACUAAAUUAAAAACAUAAGAAAUUAUACUUAUUAAUGGGUAAAUAUUAUAAAUAUGUAUGGAAUGAUGAAAUAAAGAGUUAAUAAAUGUUUGAUAUAGAAAAAAAUAAUAAGAAUUCUGAAUUCAAAGGACUUUAUAUAAUGGAUGAAAUGGGGAACUCAUUUUAGGCAAUAUUAGUUUGUUAAACAGAAGGGGAAUAAUUAGGAAUUAUACAAUCAAUAAAUAAGGCAGCAUGUUCUUUAUUAGGAUAUACUAAAACAGAUCUUAUUGGUAGACAUUUAAAUAUUUUGUAACCGGAAAUGUAAAAUAUAUAAUUCUAGUUUUUAGGUAUUCAAAAUGGCAUACAACUAUUAUGACUAGAUUUCUUGAGAAUAGUGAUCUAAAUUAAAUUCAAUAAAAUAAAGAAUAAGGAUGCAAAGUGAUUUUUGUAAAAAAUAAAGCUCAUUAUUUAAUUUAAUGUACACUUUAAGUUAAAAUUAUUUAAACAUAAAAUCAAGAAAUAUAUUUAAUGGCUUAAUUAAUUUAAGAUGUUUAAUUUAAACCAUAUUGCUAUAUUUUAUGUUAAUCAAAUGGAUAAAUUGAGAACAUUAAUUCAAUGUGUAUAAAAGUAUUGGGAAUAGAUAAUAAAAUUAUUGAAAUGAAGAGAUUAAAUAUUAAUGAUCUAUUUCCAAAUUUCAUGGAUGUGAAAGAAGAUUAUUAAACUAGAUAAGGAGAAAAAUUAAUAUAUACACCUUCUUAAAAAUUAUCUAAAGAUUUAGAUUUUAUAAAAUAUAGUUCAGAAAAUAUACAACUAGAUCUUCAUGAAUAAACUGUUUUUAAUUGUUAAGUUACAGAAAUUUAAUUCCAUUCUUUGGCAUGUGAAAAUAUUGAAAAUAGAGUUUUUGGAUAUAUUGUAAGAUUAGAUUAAAUAAAACCAUAAUAAAAUGGAUUAUAAAUAGUGAAAAAAUAGUUGUAAUAAUAAUUAUGGUUUAAAUUCAUACCUUAAAAUACUUAUUGUUUAGAAAAAGCUAAUAUUACAGAUACCUUUGACAAUUCCAUAAAAUUUGACUCUAGUAUCAUUUGGGAAAGUGCUUAAAAGUAGUCAGAAGAUACUGUAACUCAAGAAUAAAUUAAGUAACAAGAAGAAAUCAAAGGAUUAGCUUAAGGAAUUAGAACUGUACGUCUUUUAAGAGAUAAAAUUGUAGAUAUUGAUGAUCAACAAUAAGAGGAAGAAGAGGAGGAUUCUUAAAAUAAUUAAAUUAUUUAAGCAUAUUAAGAUGAUUUAGAUGAAGAACAAAGUGUUUUGUAGUUAAAUUAAAAUUAUUCCUCUAAAUCCUUAAUUGAAACUGAUAUUAAGUAAUCAUUAUUACCAUCAAUCAAUAAAAAAUUGUAAAUAGUAAUUAAUAUCAUUUUACUAAUAAUUACGAUAUGUAUAUUUACUGAAUACUUUCUGGAUCAUAAACUAAAUGAGGAUCUUUAAUUGAGUAUUCCAUAUUUAAGAUAAAAUAAUGAAAGAGUGGCUAUUUUUUUAUUAAUAUAAUCUGUGAUCUAAGAUUUAAAGUUUUUAAAUUAUGGAUUUCUUCCAUUAUAAUAAAAACUUACUAAUGAUACAUUUACCUAAAUUUAAAGAAACAAUUUUUAGAUUAAUUUAGCCUAAAUAGAAGAGUUAGAAUUAAAUUUAUCAUUAGCUGAAGUAACUUUUAUUUAGGAAUAUGAAUUUUAUGAAAAAUAAUUUAAAAGUCUAAAUGUACAAAUGAAAAACUUUUAUGGAGAUUUAUAAAAUUAUACUUUAUCAGAAACAUUAUAGUAAUUAAUUUCAGUAGCUAUCAAAUUAAAUAAUUCAGAUCUAACUGAAUAUAAUGAUAAAAAUGCAUUACUAUUUUAUUUUGAAUAUAAUUCUUACAAUUCAUUAGCACUCGCUUAACAUAUAUCUUAAGAUUAUUACUAUUACAAUAUUGUCUCGAGAACAUCACUUUUAGAUAGUAGUGUAAAUAUUUUUUUAAUAAUAACUUCAUUCUUUGCAUUUUUAUUGUAAUUAUUAAACAAAUAUUCAAUAGGUUUUUGGUUCAAUUAUGUUACUUUUAUUAAGUUUAUCAUAAUAAAUUAGAAAUCAUAUAAUUAUUUUUAGAUAUUAAGGAAAAUUAAAUAAAAUUAAUAUAUAAUAAUUGUGAACUGUUUUUGACAGAUCUGUAAAUUGGUGAUGAUGAUGUAAAAAUUAUAUAUUUUAUUAGUUAAUAUCUGAAACAGAAGAGAAACCAGUUGAAAAAAGUGAUGAUGCUGCUGUGUUAAAUUUUAGACCAAAAAGAAGAAAACAUAAAGAUUCCAGCAAAGAGUUUCAAAAUCAAUUACUCAUUUCAUUUUUAUUGAAUCUACUAAUUUUCUUAUAUUUUCUCUAUCUGCACUUUUAAGUAGAAAUUGUUGUUCAACAAAUUUAACAAAUAUUGCCAGUUCUUAAUGUUACUAGUUCAGCUGAAAGCUUUAAUAGAUUUGCUGACAAUGCUUUAAGAUAAUUUAUCUAUGAUCCAAAUUAUUUAAUCUAUAAUAAAAAUGGUAUUGACAAAGUCAGAUAAUUAACUAUUGAAUUAUAUGAUAUCGAUUCAGAGAUACAUAAAUUACAUACUGAAACAUGGGAUUUAUUGGAAGAUUCAUAUAAAUCUGCAUUUUUCAGUAUUUUUAUUAAUAAUCCUUGCUCUAUUAUUGCUACUGUAGAAAGUUCCAUAACUGAAGAUGUUUGCGAUUCUUUUUAUGGUGGAAUCAUGUAAAAUGGAUUAUCGAUAGGAAUAACCAAAUUUGUUGAAGAUUUAAGAUAAACCCUAUAAAAUUUUGAGAAUCUUAAUGUUAGUUCUAAAAAUAAUUUUACAAUGACUAAUGAUACUGAUUUAAAUUCUAGAAUGAAUUUAUUAAAUACAAUUCCUAUGACUUCAAUGAGAAGAAUGCAAAAAAUAUUCAUUAGGGCAUGCUAUCGAUAUUUAAUUUCAAUCCUUGAACAAGCAAUUUUGGAUCAUUUUGAUUAAACAGAUAUUUUAAGAUUGGCAAUUUUCCUUUGUAUAAAUAUUCUUUUGUUAAUUGGAGUCACUUUUGUUUGGAUACCAAUUUAAAUAAAGAAUAAUUAAGAUAUUUUAAAUACUCGUUUAUUGAUUCUAAUGAUACCUUUAGAAUAAAUUUUAAGGUAAUAUUAAUAAUAUAAUCAAUAAUAGAAUAAAAUCCAUUAAAAACUAUCUAAGAAAUAAAAUUUAUCAUUGA